AUAUUUGGCGCCGGUGGCAGACUAGCUGCUGACAGCGGGCACAGAGUAACCGGGGACAGAGCCGCGGCUCGGCUGUUUUCUAGUAUUUUUCUCUUGGAGAAAAGACAGAGGGACAUUCGUACAUGUACUAAGAGAGAGUCGGCGCGGUGUAGUUUUUGUUAUUUCCCUCAUUUUCCAGUCAGCCGUCUGUCGAAGCUUGUCCUGCGCGGGCAGACGGAAAUACCUUGAAAAUGCCUCCUGUCGAAAAUGACACCGGGAAGAAUGAACUCAAAACUCGGAUACAGCAGCUCAUUGACUCCAACCAGGUGGUGGUUUUCAGCAAAAGCUACUGUCCGUUUUGUGUGAAGGUAAAAGACCUGUUCACAGAGCUGAAAGUCGAAUGUAACGUGGUGGAGUUGGACCUCAUAGAGGAUGGACCCAACUACCAGGAGAUGCUGCUCGAGAUGACUGGACAGAAAACUGUUCCUAAUGUCUUCAUCAACAAAACGCACGUUGGCGGCUGCGACAAAACAAUGCAGGCUCACAAAGAUGGCAGCCUGCAGCAGUUACUGAGUGGUAACAAUGAAUCUUAUGACUAUGACAUGAUUGUCAUCGGAGGAGGAUCUGGAGGACUGGCCUGCUCAAAGGAAGCUGCUACUAUGGGGAAGAAAGUCAUGGUGCUGGACUAUGUUGUACCCACACCAAAAGGAACCACCUGGGGUCUUGGUGGAACCUGCGUGAACGUGGGCUGCAUUCCCAAGAAGCUGAUGCACCAGACGGCCCUGUUGGGCACAGCCAUGCAGGACGCACGCAAGUUCGGCUGGGAGUUUGAUGAAACAGUGAAACACAACUGGGAGACGAUGAAGACGGCGGUGAACAACUACAUCGGCUCACUGAACUGGGGCUACAGGGUGGCACUGAGAGACAAGAAUGUCAACUAUGUCAAUGCCUAUGCAGAGUUCAUUGAACCACAUAAAAUCAAGGCAACAAACAAACGAGGGAAGGAGACAUUUUACACCGCGGCUAAGUUUGUCUUAGCUACAGGCGAGAGGCCACGCUACCUGGGCAUUCCUGGAGACAAAGAGUACUGCAUCACCAGUGACGACCUCUUCUCGUUGCCUUACUGCCCGGGAAAGACCCUCGUGAUCGGGGCGUCGUACGUGGCUCUGGAGUGCGGUGGCUUCUUGGCAGGCUUGGGUCUCGAUGUCACCGUUAUGGUGCGGUCCAUUCUGCUGAGGGGUUUUGACCAGGAAAUGGCCAAUCGUGCCGGAGAACACAUGGAGGAGCAUGGUGUUAAGUUCCUCCGCAAAUAUGUCCCUGUAAAGGUAGAGGAGCUGGAAGCAGGCACUCCUGGGAGGCUGAAGGUGACAGCCAAAUCCACAGAAACCGAUGAGAUCAUCGAGGGAGAGUACAACACUGUGUUGAUAGCAGUGGGCCGAGAUGCUUGCACAGACAAGAUUGGUCUGGACAAGACCGGGGUCAAAGUCAACUCCAAGAAUGGAAAAAUUCCAGUGAACGAUGAAGAGCAGACCAAUGUGCCCCACAUCUAUGCCAUUGGAGAUAUUCUGGAAGGCAAGUGGGAGCUGACACCUGUCGCCAUCCAGGCUGGCAAGCUGUUAGCACGACGCCUCUUUGGGGGAUCAACACUCAAGUGUGACUACAUCAAUGUUCCCACAACUGUUUUCACCCCACUGGAGUACGGCUCCUGCGGUCUGUCCGAGGAGAGAGCCAUUGAGCUCUACGGGGAGGACAACAUCGAGGUGUACCACAGUCUGUUCUGGCCUCUGGAGUUCACUGUGCCUGGCAGGGACAACAACAAAUGCUACUCCAAGAUCAUCUGCAAUAAACUGGACAAUGAACGAGUCAUUGGGUUUCACUACCUGGGCCCCAAUGCCGGGGAGGUGACGCAGGGCUUCGGUGCAGCCAUGAAAUGUAGAGUCACCAAGGAGCAGCUGGACGGCACCAUUGGCAUUCACCCAACCUGUGCUGAGGUCUUUACCACCUUGGAGGUGACCAAGCGCUCCGGUGGAGACAUCACCCAGGCCGGCUGCUGAGGUUAAACCCUGCUCGUUUAGCGGGCUGCUCUCAUAUUAGACUUUCCCCCUGACUCGUCUCAUCUUAGUUCCCACUCAGCCUUUAAGCUCAGCAUCACCUCCGGUCGCUGACUUUACAGGGCAGUUGUUUCUCAGGACAAACCUAACACCAUUAUCAGCACAGCGUCUGAGUCAGUGAAAGCACUCUUUAGGCCUGCUGGGAACUAAGAGGUGAGCGGAAGAAGCUAGAGCUGAGAAUGUGUGAGCCUCCAGCUCUGGCCCGGGGUGGUUUCAUAUAAGAGCAGCCUGCUGAACAGCGGGGUUACUCUGCUGAUAUUUCCUCUGGGCUCCACCGGCGUGUUUUUCUCAGAGGAGCACCAACACACACACACACACACAGUAUGAGUAUGUGUGUGUUUGGGCUGUUUGUGACGUCCUGGCCCGUAACCCAAAAUAAUGAGGUGGGCGAGGAUCGAUGUCCCUCUGCAGAAGCAGCUGAUGGUGGCCCAAACCCUUCGUCCAACCCCCAAAUUAAAACACUUGUCAUUCACUUCUCAGUGUGCGUGUGGUGUACAGACUCAAAUCCACUUCCGUAGGAUAGAUGUAAAUUAGCGCACACAGGGUUUGUAAAGAUGCACAGCCCCAAACUCUGCUCCGGCUUGUGAUGGAAACUUAUUUAAAGUGUGUGUGUGCGUGUGCAUGUGUAUGCGUGUGCCUGUGUGUGUGUGUGUGUGUGCCUGUGUGUGUGUGUGUGUGUGUGUGUGUGUGUGUGUGUGUGUGUGUGUGUGCCUGUGCCUGUGUGUGCCUGUGUGUGUGUGUGUGUGUUAAAUGCCAUCAUAUCUCAUCUGUUGAGCCUUCAUUGUUUCACACAUUCCUCUUUCCAGGUCUUUGAGAUAAAACUCUUUGAGGUGUAUACAUGUUGCUGUUCAUACUCAUGUCUUUUCUGUGUGGAGGCACCAGGGUUUUCUGCCUUAAAGAGAACUCCACUCUACCAAAGUGUUUAUCUAAACAAGUCUGCAUCAAGAUCGACACCUUUCAGACCUCUGGUGCGCUGCAUCUCAACACUUUCAGAUAGAACUGAACGCAAAAUACAACCUGAGUUGUGCUGAAUGUUGUGUGUUUCAACAAAAACAUUUUCUCAAGUUUUUACUCUAAUAAUUUAAAGCUUGUUUGUUGCAUCUUGCUGUUUGCCUCUAUGUUAUGUGUAUGUAAAAGAUAUAUUCAGUCUUCUAGAGGACAGUAUUCUGACUGCUGUCAUUGAGUGACAUUGGUCAUCUUUAUAAAUGACUUGUUUGUUGGUGUCAAACCACUGUAGACUACUUCUCUCUCAAGAUUUAAUAAAGGCAGACUUCACCUUCA
Messenger RNA from Toxotes jaculatrix (banded archerfish), 3371 nucleotides. It is a transcript of the gene txnrd3, whose product is annotated as thioredoxin reductase 3. Gene Ontology annotation, molecular function: flavin adenine dinucleotide binding; glutathione-disulfide reductase (NADPH) activity; thioredoxin-disulfide reductase (NADPH) activity. NCBI's taxonomy places the organism in Eukaryota, Metazoa, Chordata, Actinopteri, Toxotidae. Gene Ontology annotation, biological process: cell redox homeostasis; glutathione metabolic process; cellular response to oxidative stress. The record is from RefSeq and is a predicted model, not a curated record. Gene Ontology annotation, cellular component: mitochondrion; cytosol. The coding region runs from base 231 to 2033 and encodes 600 amino acids. The transcript is spliced from 16 exons.